Molecule: messenger RNA, 321 nt
Organism: Pseudocercospora fijiensis CIRAD86
Lineage: Eukaryota; Fungi; Ascomycota; Dothideomycetes; Mycosphaerellales; Mycosphaerellaceae
Exons: 5
Coding region: 1-321 (106 amino acids)
Source: RefSeq, a predicted model, not a curated record
AUGUUUGAUGUGUUUUUGAAUCGACUUUCAGGUGCGAGAGCUUAUGAUUAUGCUUUGUCGGUCAUUAUCCGUGCCUUGCCGAUGCCUUCUAUGCAGGGUCGAAAGUACUGUGAUGGCGCAGAGAACUUAGCACCACGCCCAGUUGACAUUCUCAACAAUAAUGCACUCACUUCAGCACUAUUCUCGCACGAGCCUCUGAAACGCCACUGCACUGCACUGCACUGCACUAGCAUAGCUUGUAUGUCCCAGAAAUUUAGUAUACCAUUCUUCUGGGCAGGCGCCACCAAACUUUGCAGGCACCGCCCCAAUACUGGAAGAUAA